Dissoconium aciculare CBS 342.82 is the source of this 1770-nucleotide messenger RNA. RefSeq lists its product as uncharacterized. The record is from RefSeq and is a predicted model, not a curated record. Gene Ontology annotation, biological process: polysaccharide biosynthetic process. Gene Ontology annotation, cellular component: membrane. Gene Ontology annotation, molecular function: acyltransferase activity, transferring groups other than amino-acyl groups. The transcript has a single exon. NCBI's taxonomy places the organism in Eukaryota, Fungi, Ascomycota, Dothideomycetes, Mycosphaerellales, Dissoconiaceae. Bases 1 to 1770 code for a protein of 589 amino acids.
AUGGAGAGUUUCGAUGUCGACGACUACGAGCACUCUUCACACGAUUUGCCUCCGCUGCGGCCUUCCUUCAAAGACCGGCUCUUACAUUUUCUCCCCUUCAGCGCCGCUUCAAGGAAAGGAUAUUCCCUGGAUGUAGGUUCCGGUAUUCAAAAUGCUGCUGCAACGACAGCGAGACCCCAUACUGCACGCGGCCUCAUCCGGACUCUGUUCAAUUACCCGGAUGCCGACAUGAAGCUGCGUGGCACGGCCUGGCUCGACGGACUACGAGGCCUCGCCGCGUUUGAAGUCUUCAUCUUCCAUUACAAUCAUGACUGGGUCGACGAAGGCUUGAGUUGGGGUAACGAUGAGUUCAGCGAUCCGGCUUGGUGGCGGGCUCCCAUCGUGAGGACGAUUUACGGGAGCGGUUCGGCCGCGGUCUGUGUCUUCUUCGCCAUCUCGGGCUAUGUCCUCUCACAUCGCAUUCUGGGUCUCUAUCGACAACAGCGGCACGAAGAAGCUUACUCGGCGUUAUCCUCGGCGGUAUUCCGUCGCGCCAUUCGACUUUACCUCCCCGUCUUUCUCCUCUCCGGAUUUCUGAUGCUCUUAUGUAGCAUCUCCGACAAGAUCCCCAAAGCCACGCCGUAUGAACCACAGGCGACAUUCCUCCUCGAAGUCGCCCACUGGGUCACGACGAUGGUGCACAUGAUCGUCCCUCUCCGCUACCCCGACCGCUGGGACUACCUCAUCGACCAAUACGGCGGAGGGGUCUCCUGGACCAUCCCGCUCGAAUACUACGGCUCCAUCGUCGUCUUCAUCGCCCUCCUCUUCGUCUCCCGCACCCGCUCCCUCGCCACCCGCCUCGGCCUCAUCCUCCUCAUGGUCGCCCACAGCUUCAUCAAAGACGACUGGAUGGCCGGCCAAUUCCUGCUCGGCAUGGCCUUCGCCGACUACCAGCUCGGCCCCACCCGCCCCAAAACCCCCUCCGCCAGCACCAUCCGCCGCACCGUCGUCGCCAUCUCCAACUGGUCCCUCUUCGCCUUCGGCUUCUACCUCUCCGGCAUCCCCGGCUUCCACGCCAAACCCCUACCCCCCACCGCCGACCCCUCCAAACCCGCUCUGCCCACCGACCCGUUCCCCGUCAUGCCGCGUCCGGGCUUCGACUGGAUCGCCCAGCCCCUGGCGGACCUCGGCCUCUACCGCGACCGCGCCGCCGACCGCUACCUGGAAUGCCUGGCGGGCAUGUGCACCAUCGUCGGCAUCGGCCACACCCGCCCGCUCCAGCGCCUGCUGGAGCUCCGCCCCGUGCAGUACCUCGGCCGCGUCUCCUUCGGCCUGUACCUCUGCCACGUGCCCCUGCGCGCCUGGCUGCGCACCCUGGACCCCCUCUACCUGCGGCUCUUCCACGAGGACCCGGACGUCCCGCUCGCCCAGCGGGAGGAGAACUGGGCCUAUUUCGCCGCCUACGUCUGCCGCAUGGUCCCGAUCAUCCUCGUCAACCUCGUCGUCGCCGGCCUCUUCGAGCGCUUCGUCGACCGCCCCAGUGUCGCCCUCGGCAAGAACCUGGAGCUUUGGUGUCUGAAGUGGACCUCGAGGGAUGAUGGAUCGCCCGGUGGACCCGAGUAUGUCCCCCUGGCGAGGACCGAGAGUCUCCCGCUCGAGAGCCUCGAUGCGGACGGUCGGCGCGGUGUGAUGGUGGGCGAUGUCGCGGCGCAGGAGGUCGGGGUCGUGCCCGUCGCGGCGAAGGCCACGGCCGUGAAGACGAGCGGGAGGGAGUCUCUGCAUUUGAGAUGA